Molecule: messenger RNA, 1507 nt
Organism: Pseudomassariella vexata
Lineage: Eukaryota; Fungi; Ascomycota; Sordariomycetes; Amphisphaeriales; Pseudomassariaceae
Product: nucleotide-diphospho-sugar transferase
Exons: 3
Coding region: 93-1304 (403 amino acids)
Molecular function (GO): glycosyltransferase activity
Source: RefSeq, a predicted model, not a curated record
ACUGUUUCUGACCCUGGUCAGCUGUACGCUCCUUCUUUCCCACCCGCUGAGCUUCGCAGACGCAGAUCCCUCUUUCCAAGAAAUUCAGCGACAUGGCCCCGCUCGGGAGUUCAUCGUGGUCCUCGGCCUGGGAUUCAAUCUACCGAUACAGCCCACUCCAGAAAGGCAAUUUAUUACCCAAUGGCGUCGCUGCGGGACCCAACAACUCGCUCAAUAUUCUGCAAAUCCGACCGAACAUCGGGCAGAUUCUCAUGUCGAAACAAGUGCGGUACGCUGGGACCGCCGUCCUCGCCGUCGGGGUCUUCUUUCUUGCCUCUGGCAAGUACCACUCGCUACCGACUUUAGGGAGUCUGCGAGACAGUGGUGCAGCUACGGCUCCUGUAAUCCCAACAUGUCCAGUAGAAGCUACAAUCCCAGCGAACUAUAAUGGGCAGGAUAAGCGGUCGCGAUUCGCAUACACCCAAUUCGUCACCAAUCAGGACCAUCUGUGCAACUCCGUCAUGAUCUUCGAGACGCUCUUCCAUCUUGGAAGCAAGGCCGAUCGCGUAAUAAUGUAUCCCGAGCAGUUGAUGGACCCGGCCGCCACAACAGGCUCCAACCAGGAGCAGAAGCUGCUGAUUAAGGCGCGAGAGAUGUAUGAAGUGAAGCUGGUGCCCGUCGCAGCCCUGCAUACAUCUGGUAGUGACAAAAGUACCUCCUGGAUUGAUUUAUAUGCCAAGCUUCUCGCAUUCAACCAAACACAAUAUGAUCGCGUCAUAAAUCUCGAGUCGGAUGCGACUGUGUUACAGGAAAUGGACGAGCUGUUUCUAUUGCCGCCGUGUCCUGUGGCCAUGCCCCGCGCUUACUGGCUUUUCGGUAACAAUAUUCUUUCCUCUCAUAUCAUGAUGGUGCAACCCAGCGCUAUUGAGUUCGGUCGUCUCUUGGAGAAGAUGGAAGAAGCCGGUCGUAAUGACAACGACAUCGAGAUCAUAAACGCCCUGUACAAUGACCAGGCCAUGAUCCUGCCACAUCGCUCGUACGACCUGCUGACGGGGGAGUUCCGCCGCCAAAAUCAUGAGAAGUAUUUGGGGUCGGACCGCGUGAAAUGGGACCCCGUCUCCGUAUACAACGAGGCCAAGUUCCUGCAUUUCUCGGAUUUCCCUGUCCCCAAGCCUUGGAUUCCGAUGUUGGAAGAUGUGCGCCAGCAGAAGCAGCCUAAGUGCGUGAAGACGAAAUGGCAUGAGGAUUGCUCUGCUAGGGACCUGUGGAAUGGAUUUUAUUCUGACUUUGCCCGAAGGCGUUCGGAAGUAUGUAACACCAAGUAAAAUAGUGGCUAAUGUUGUCGCUAUAAUGGUGGUUUGGUAAAGUAUGAUGGAACGAAAUCGCAAUCAUGGAAAUGGUAGUUUAUGAGUGCCAUGAUGGGACACUAAGACAUCAGAAGUUUGGCUCUCUAUAGUUGUAGCUAUGGAAUUAUUUUAGGAAUUGUUUUACAAUACUAGGACAACAGUGGAAAGCAAUUCAACUACCC